Messenger RNA from Sphaerodactylus townsendi, 1534 nucleotides. RefSeq names its product hes family bHLH transcription factor 4 (gene HES4). The coding region runs from base 311 to 1180 and encodes 289 amino acids. The transcript has 4 exons. Gene Ontology annotation, biological process: regulation of transcription by RNA polymerase II; anterior/posterior pattern specification; regulation of neurogenesis. Gene Ontology annotation, molecular function: DNA-binding transcription factor activity, RNA polymerase II-specific; protein dimerization activity; RNA polymerase II cis-regulatory region sequence-specific DNA binding. Gene Ontology annotation, cellular component: nucleus. The record is from RefSeq and is a predicted model, not a curated record. NCBI's taxonomy places the organism in Eukaryota, Metazoa, Chordata, Lepidosauria, Squamata, Sphaerodactylidae.
CAGGGGGGUCCCCCCAAGUCCGCCAGCAGCCGCCGCCAGCCAGCCAGCGCGCAUCUGCAGCAGCCGCCGCCGAGGGGAUCGCGCGUGCAGCUCCGUGGCCUUUCCCUCCGUGGCCCCAGGGACCCCCAAAGCACACGGGCGGCCCCCUCCUGCCCGGCGCGUGAGCAGCCGGCGCGCUAAGCUCGGGAUCGCCUUUGCUCCGACGCCCCCUCGGCUGCGCGCAUCGGAUAUUAUACAGUUUGGAACGGGAGUCGCUCCGGUUCUUGCGCGCUUCUCGUUUUGUUGCGUCGGCAAGGAAGCGGUUGCCAGCAUGCCGGCUGAUACCCUGGAGAAACCGACCGCCUCCCCCAUCGCGGGGGCCCCGGCCAGCUCCAGCCAGACCCCCGACAAACCCAAGAGCGCCAGCGAGCAUCGGAAGUCAUCCAAGCCAAUCAUGGAGAAGCGACGGCGGGCCAGGAUCAAUGAAAGUUUGGGCCAGCUCAAGACGCUCAUCCUUGACGCCCUCAAGAAAGAUAGCUCAAGGCACUCCAAACUUGAGAAAGCUGAUAUCCUGGAAAUGACAGUGAAACACCUGCGGAACCUCCAGCGAGCCCAGAUGACAGCUGCCCUGACCGCUGAUCCUACCGUGCUAGGCAAAUACCGGGCUGGAUUUAAUGAAUGCAUGAAUGAAGUCACCCGUUUCCUCUCUACCUGCGAAGGGGUGAACACAGAUGUUCGUAGCCGGCUGCUGAACCACCUUUCUGCGUGUCUCGGUCAGAUUGUGGCCAUGAACUACCCGCCCCCACCACCGCCACCUCCAGCCUCCAGCGGACAGCCUGCACAUCUGGCUCAACCUCUGCAUGUCCAGUUGCCAGGCCCAGCGGCUGGAGCAGGAGCCAUGCCCGUGUCUUGCAAACUGAACCCCGCUGAAACCUUGUCUCCAAAGGUCUAUGGGGGCUUUCAACUGGUGCCAGCAACCGACGGCCAGUUUGCCUUCCUCAUUCCCAACCCAGCCUUUCCACCUAGCACUGGGCCAGUGAUACCGCUCUAUGCCAAUGCAAACAUGCCAGUGUCUUCCAGCAAUCCGACAACAACUCCUUCGGUGUCCCCGGUGCAAGGACUCACAUCCUUUGGGGGGAAUUUAGCACCCAUGUCCCAAGCUGGAAGAGACCGCGGCGAAUCAGUCUGGAGACCCUGGUGACUCCCUUUUAAACGCCCCCCCACCCCACCCCAGGCCCUGAAAAUAUCUGAAUUUGGUUCCGUUCUAUGGAACUGGAUUUGUGUGUGGUUUUUUUAAAAUUCUUUUCCAAUUCUUUAUUUAUUCAUUUCCAAAGGAUGUGAUUUUAGUAUUUUUUACUUUUUACAAAAAGCAAAAUGUUGGUUAUGUGAUAUAUUUCUCUUUUUUUAAAAAAAAGAAAAGAAAGUCUUAGUUUUGUAUCAAAUAUGCCCACAUACUAUGCCAAAGCUUCUUUUUGUGAGUCUGUGUAUGCCUGAGCUUUUUUUUAAAAAAAUGUUGGAAGGUGUUUGUACAAAUAAAAACUUUCUUGAACUAGAA